Molecule: messenger RNA, 6160 nt
Organism: Mizuhopecten yessoensis (Yesso scallop)
Lineage: Eukaryota; Metazoa; Mollusca; Bivalvia; Pectinida; Pectinidae
Product: von Willebrand factor D and EGF domain-containing protein-like
Exons: 23
Coding region: 33-4364 (1443 amino acids)
Source: RefSeq, a predicted model, not a curated record
CUGUCAGAGUCCAACUGAAAUCAGGAACAGAGAUGUACUUUCGCUGUUGGUUAGCUCUAUGGCUACUGUCUGCUAUAGUAGAUGGCCAAGACGAUGACCCUUGCUUGGUGCAUAACCACGAGUUACUGGACGAUCCCUGGCGGUCCACCGCGAUCUCCGCUGGGACUGUUUAUGAACAUGAUCUGCUAAUAAGUGAGGGCUGGUAUAGAUCGGUGUCGGGUGCUGGCGGGACCAUACCUCAAACGGCUCCAGGCUCCGGAAAAUGUGGAACACGAAAUCCGGUUUGGAUGGAUGACACUUUGCCAACUAACGGAGAGACUAAAUCAGUGACGAUGUGUGCUGUUGGCGUAUUCUCACCUUGUUUCCCUACAUGGUCAACAGUCCGAGUAAAAAACUGCGGUUUCUUUUACGUCUACGAUCUGAAGAGAACUCCAGGAGGCUAUGGAUAUUGCUUUGGAAGUGAAACAAAGUGUCCAGAUGGUAAAUCAUCGGAAACAGGAUUCACACCGGGCUGUAUCAGUUUUAUAGACAUUCCAUACACCGUUACGAUAACGCCUGGACUGGAAGAGAGAAUAGGACCAAGUCUAACCUUUCCUAGUGUCGACGCAGUAAACACUGAAAUAAAAUUUGAACACAAUAUAACUUUCAAUGCUAACAACGAAACCGCUGAGCAGUAUCUAUACGACAUCAACUGGUACAUCAAUGAUAACCUCUUGACGAAUUGUUCCCAUGCACUGGUAGCAUACACGAACCUGUCGACCACUCGUUUGCUGGAGAAAUGCUGGAGAGAUACAUACAAACUGAAUUUCCUGGUAAGAUGUGAAGUUCGUCUGCGUGGUCUUAACGAGAGUUCCAUUGGCCCAUUUAGGUCAAGUGAGUCCUUUAAAGCUGGCUUUACGACGGAUCAGAAUUCCUAUACCGUAGCGGAAGGUUCCUCGAUCGACGUCCUAGUAACACUUACUGUCCCAUUAGGAUGUGCUUAUCCUCUCACUUUGACUAGAGAUCAAUGGCAUGCUCAUGCGGGAAAUCAUUGUAGAACAGAAAUGCGCAUCCAGACGCCAGAUCAGACAGACACUGUCCAAUGCUCCUCAGGAGGUGUUAGCAACGAACCAGUAACUUUUGGUGAUAAUAACUGCGGUGUUCUCAUAUCUCCUAACGAUUGGGCUACCACAAAGUCCCUGAAGGUAUACGGUGCGUCAGACAACUCAGUGAAUGUGGGAAGUCGUUCUUCAUAUAUACGUUUAAAGGUUUUCGACAGUGUCUUGUAUCACCCGGCUUGGGAAAGUGCUUCAAAACCAGACAUAUUGGUUGUGGUACAAGAUGCAGAUUCCAUCGUUCUGAAUAAUCAAUGCUAUAGCAAUAAUGACCCCCACAUGAGAACGUUUGAUGGACGACUAUGGGAAAAUCAAAGGCUACGUGAAUAUGUGUUAUAUCACAACCCGCAGAAACUGUAUUGGGUCCACGCGAUGUAUCAGACAUGUCGGUUAAACCAUAUUGGACCCACAUGCAACUGCGGAGUGGCAGUCAGAAAUAAUGAUGCUGUAUUCGUCGCCAACUUUUGCGAUGCAGAAAUUGGCUGGUUUACCAGUGGGACACAAUCAAAUCGAUAUGUAGAGAAGACAUUCUGUGAUGACACCAACAUGAUAAUUAAAAAGAACGGUAACAGUUAUACGAUUACACUUCCUACGGGAACACAGAUUUCGUUUAGUCACUACUAUUCAUCGUGGAACGAUAGAGUAAAUAUUAACGGUAUAUCUAUCAAGCCAUCUCUUGCUGAUUGGAAAACGUCAUCGGGAUUGUGUGGAUAUUUGGAUGGUAACCAAAACAACGACUUUAGAACUAAAAAUGGAGGGACGGCAAACAACGAGGAAACAUUUGCACUUGAUUGGAUGAUAACUCAAAACAGCGAGAGUUUAUUUGGUGAUAUCAAUUUGUCAGAUGCAAGCCUAACAUUGCCGCGAUAUUGUAAAUGUAGAUCGAAGUCAACUUCAUAUUCAGAUUUCAACAAUACGAUAGAAUGCUCAAUCAAAACAGAAACGGUGUUGUGCUCAUAUACGGAUACUGAUAGUUUUUUUAAAACCUGUGAUGAACCAUCCAGAAGAAAGCGUUCAACUUCACAUCACAGAUAUAGACGAUCUUUCAGCGAGCAAGACAGCCCGUCGAAAUUCAAAAUCGUUUUUACAUCUGAUGCUGAUAACGCACCUGUGCCUCCGACGUGGAGAAAUGGGUGGAAUGAAUCUUUGGCUGAUGAAGCUUGCAAAACAUUUGUUCAGAAUCAGAACUUUUUAAAAAAGUGUGAAGAGGUGUUAGAGGCAACAGCCAAUGACAAUGAAGAAGGUGUUCAAUCCUGUGUCAGCGAUAUCAAGCUAAUGGGAAAUACUGAGUUUAUGCAGUCUACAGUUGAUAAUCUGGCCAGAGGUUGUCGAAUGACAGCACUUAAGCUAGAAAACCUCACUCAGACAACAGCGGCUGAUGGUACAGCAGGCCAGACAGUGUUGGACGUUCUGUUGGAUCUCGACUGUAGCAAUAACUGUUCUGGAAACGGAAUAUGUCAACAAGGAAAAUGUCAGUGUUUUGGUGACUAUGAGGGAGGUGAUUGUUCCAACAAACCGACAUUGCCUCCCGUUGUGUCGUCAAGGACAAAUCCAGGAUUGUGCAAACGGGAUGUGUAUGCUUGUAACACCUUCCAUAUCUCAGGAUCAAACUUUGCACGAGACAAUAUGACGUGCAGGGCGGUCCAUUUUACGAUCAAAGACAGCGGUUACAAUUUGACUUCAGCCAAUGAUACAUUCCCAGCCAAGUCCAUAGGGGGCGGGUUUGGUUGUACUUGUACACUCAGCGACACAUUGAGGAGGAGAAAGCGUUCUACAGACCAGGAUGACUACCAGGACAGGACAAAGCGUUCCACAGAACCUGUAGUGGCAGAGGGAUUUUUUCUGAGUGUGUCUAAUGAUGGAGUCGCGUUCAGUGCUGAUAUAGUCGUCAUUAUUUUCGACUCCUGGUGUCAGAAUUGUAAUACAACGACUAUCUCGUGCGUCGAAUUCACUUCUUGUAUUACAACGACGCCCUUACCAACAUCAUUUACUACGUUGCCUUCAACAAAUGCCACAACACCAACGGAAACCACAACUGAGCCGACUACAACCACAACAGUGCCUACUACAAACACAACUGAGCCUACUACAACCACAACUGAGCCUACUACAACCACAACUAAGCCGACUACAACCACAACUGAGCCGACUACAACCACACCAGUACCUACUACAACCACAACUGAGCCGAGUACAACCACAACUGAGCCCCCAACAACCACAACUGAGCCAACUACAACCACAACUGUGCCAACCACAACCACAACUGAGCCGACUACAACCACAACAGUACCUACUACAACCACAACUGAGCCGACUACAACCACAACUGAGCCCCCAACAACCACAACUCAGCCGACUACAACCACCACAACCACAACUAAGCCGACUACAUCCACCACAACCACAACUGGGCCGACUACAACCACCACACCUGAGCCGACACCAACCACCACAACUGAGCCGCCAACAACCACCACAACUGAGCCCCCAACAACAACAACUACGCCGCCUACAAAAACCACAACUGAGCCGACUACACCCACCACACCUGAGCCGACACCAACCACCACAACUGAGCCGCCAACAACCACAACUGAGCCAACAACAACCACCACACCUGAGCCGACACCAACCACCACAACUGAGCCCCCAACAACCACAAUUCAGCCACCUACAACCACAACUGAGCCCCUAUUACAACCACCACAACCACAACUACGCCGCCUACAACCACCACAACUGACCCGACUACACCCACAACUGAGCCGACUACAACCACAACUGAGCCGACUACAACCACAACGGAGCCCCCAACAACCACAAUUGAGCCGACUACAACCACAACUGUGCCAAUAUCAACCACAACUGUGCCGACUACAACCACCACACCUGAGCCGACUACAACCACCACAACUGAGCCGACUACAACCACCACAACUGAGCCUACAACAACUACUGAGUCAACAACAUCUCCUACUGGCGGAGGGAGUGGCCAUGACCUGUGUAAUAGUCGGUAAUUGGAACACUGGAUUAAUAGUCAGUGCGGUUAUCGCUGGACUAGCGGGUAUUGCCGUGGUGUUGAUGCUGACCAAAAUCGUCCUAACUUACAAGAAAUCUGCCGCGGCAAAAAGGAUGAAGAAAUAUUCAGAUGCAAGGGAGGUUGAGGAUAAUUACUACAGGCGAAACACCUAUUGGGAGCAUAGCAGAGCUUAUCCGAGCUUCGGACGUUCCUCUGGAUCCAGUCGUAUACAGACCCGGAUUUAUUAAUGUUUACAGCUGUGUGAUAACUUUGAGAUUUGGUUGGUUAGAUUCAUUUGACUUUUUGUAGUACAUGUACUUUAAAAGAGGAAACUACGUGAUUCAUAAAUACUUAGGUUUUUUCGCAUUGUGUUAAUAAGCGCGAAAAUAUUCAACACGCGAAUAAAAUUUAAAGAUUUUUCAUAUUCUUGUUAAAUGGAAUAAAUAUAUUUCAGAAUUGUUGCAAAUUUCAAUAGCACGACCACUUUAAAUAGUCACCAAGGGAACAUUUGCAAAGCAAACAUGUACACUGUAAAAGUAUUUGGAGUUUAGACUCAACAUAAUUCAGAAAUCCCUUUGUUUCUAUAAAAGUUAUUGUAUGUUGUACAUAUCAGUUUUUGAAUCGCAUCGUUCUAUAACAUGUCAAUAACAUAAAGAGCGCACGUACACUCUGUUAAUCAUUGAAAGUUUCAAUUCAUAAUUGUUAUCCGGAGUUGCUUUUGUUCUUACGUUCAUAUCAUUAAUAGCAAAUUGGAAUAAUAAGAUACAUUUCCAAUAAAGCGUUUCGUUGAGUACAACAAUUCAGCGUUUCGUUGAAUACAACACUUCAGCGUUUCAUUGAAUACAACAAUUCAGCGUUUCGUUGAAUACAACACUUCAGCGUUUCAUUGAAUACAACAAUUCAGGGCUGCGCUUAGUUUCGGCGUUUUUUAAUAGAUUUUAAAAUCCCAAUGCUUAUAUGAAAAACGAACUCCGCAACUUGAAGAUGAUCUUUACUAAUUUGUUGUCACUAGAAUAUCUAAUGAUUGACUAUAUCUACUUACAAUGUAACACUUUGCCAUAGGAAUAGCGACAUACCACGCAUUUCAUCAAAUGCUCACAUUUAUAUCAAGUUCCAUAUCUAUAUAUGUCAUUAUAUAUUUGCAUGAUAAUAUUAAUAAUACAUUAGAUAUGCAUUGACAGUACAAUUCAUAUAGUUUGCCCGUGUUGAGAAGUAGCGAGAAGUUUCACGGUUUCGUUUCGUUUGUCGGUUCACGGAGCUGUCGUCUAGUGAUUUAGAUUAACAAUAAAGUCAAAUGCACCGUUGAUAUAGAUAUGAUAUUUAGUCUUCACUAUUUAAGCCUUAUAAAUGGUCAUAACCUUACCAAACUUGGAAUUUGAAUAUUUGACUAUCUUAACCGCGCCCAUGUUUCGGUCCGACCCCUCAACAGUCAUUGUUACUAUAUAUUUUUUAAAUGUAAUGUGGUGGCCUUCUGUUCGACUAAAUAAGCAUUAUUGCUGCGAAUGGUUGCAUUACACUUGUCGGCGGUAUCAAGAAUUUGGAAAUUCAAGAGAAGGUCGUAUUCUUAGCGCUCGCUCCAAGGACAAGUUCACUGCUAGUAUAAAUAGAACAGUUUUAUUAUUGUUUCUAGAGGAACCUUUUAUGAUUGACUGAUUAUCGGCAUUACCUGGAUAUAGAUAUGAUAACAAAGUAAUCACCUAGCUAGGGCUUUUUAAUGUACUGGGGAGGCUUUGAUCAGCGCGAUAAUAAUUUUACGUUUGAGAUUUCCGACUUAUGCUUUUUAGUGUCUGCAAUUUAACUAUAUAUUCAUCGUGUCUUGAUGGUGAUCCUAAUAGAUUCUUCAUAUAACAUAAAGCCGCAUAAAAAUUAGAAGGAAAGUUAUUUAAAACACCUAAAUGUUUUUUGUGGGAGCUUGGAUUAUUUGUCUUUUGAAAUGCUAAAUUUUGAUUGGUUGAAGUUGCUCCCGAUAAAAAUUAAAGCGCAAGGUUGUGUUUUGUGUGAAAUAAAUUUUGUUUUAUGAGAAAGAAUUAAAUCUUCAUCUAAC